Molecule: messenger RNA, 696 nt
Organism: Dichotomopilus funicola
Lineage: Eukaryota; Fungi; Ascomycota; Sordariomycetes; Sordariales; Chaetomiaceae
Product: histidine phosphatase superfamily
Exons: 3
Coding region: 1-696 (231 amino acids)
Cellular component (GO): cytoplasm
Molecular function (GO): phosphatase activity
Source: RefSeq, a predicted model, not a curated record
AUGCCUCCCACCGUCGUCCUCAUCCGCCACGGUGAAGCGGAGCAUAACGUAGACAAAACCAAACACAAUACCAUCGACCCCACCCUCACUAGAAAAGGCGUGGAACAGUCGAUCAAACUCACCAAGCAUCUCGCGGAACACCUGCCUCUAGAUGACCGAAGGAUUGAACUCAUCAUCAUGAGCCCGAUGUAUCGGGCCCUGCUUACUUCGUUGUAUGCGUUCCCUGAUCUCUUUAGGCGUGAUGGCGUGCCGGUUGUGGCGGAUGCGAGGUGGCAGGAACUCUCCGCCAAACCCUGCGACACCGGCCGCCCCAUCUCCGAACUCGUCCAACUCUUCCCCGACUUCGAUUUCUCCGCCCUCGACCCCAUCUUCCCUGACAAGACCUCCCCCGAGGCAUCCGCAUACCACUACAACAAAACAGCCGUACUUGCCCGUGGCCAGGCGGUGCUGAAGGACUUGUACGACCGCUGGGAGGAUAUUGUGGUGGUGGUUUCGCACUCUGGGUUCUUGAGGACUGCGGUGGCGGGGCGGUGGUUUGCGAAUGCGGAUUAUCGGGUGUUUGACUUUGAGAGUCGGGAGGGGAAGGGGGAGGAGGAGCCGUAUCGGUUGGUGGAGUGGGAGAUGACGAGGGGGAUGGGGGGGAUGGGGAGGAGUAAGGAGGAGCUGGUGGAGUUUGGGGAGGGGGUGCCGGAGUGA